Messenger RNA from Pelmatolapia mariae (spotted tilapia), 5483 nucleotides. It is a transcript of the gene lin7c, whose product is annotated as lin-7 homolog C (C. elegans). Gene Ontology annotation, biological process: neurotransmitter secretion; maintenance of epithelial cell apical/basal polarity; protein localization to basolateral plasma membrane. The record is from RefSeq and is a predicted model, not a curated record. Gene Ontology annotation, molecular function: L27 domain binding. NCBI's taxonomy places the organism in Eukaryota, Metazoa, Chordata, Actinopteri, Cichliformes, Cichlidae. The coding region runs from base 154 to 759 and encodes 201 amino acids. Gene Ontology annotation, cellular component: basolateral plasma membrane; cell-cell junction; synapse. The transcript is spliced from 5 exons.
CUGGCAGCUAGCCUAGCCGGCUAACUUGGCUAAUCUGAUUUAUCGUCUCAGUUAAGCGCACAUAACACCAGCCAGGAUUACCAAAUUUAGUUUUCAGUAUUUUUCCUUUUAGCGAACUAUCUCCCUAACGCCAAACAUCCUCUCAUUUCAAUAAUGGCAUCGCUUGGGGAGCCCGUGCGAUUGGAAAGAGAUAUCAACCGUGCUAUUGAAUUGCUUGAUAAACUCCAGAGGACAGGGGAAGUGCCUCCCCAGAAGCUGCAGGCACUACAGAGGGUCCUACAGAGUGAAUUCUGUAAUGCUGUCAGAGAAGUCUAUGAGCAUGUGUAUGAAACAGUGGACAUCAACAGCAGCCCCGAGGUCAGGGCCAAUGCCACAGCAAAGGCUACAGUGGCAGCUUUUGCAGCAAGUGAGGGACACUCACAUCCACGAGUUGUGGAACUGCCCAAGACAGAAGAAGGGUUGGGUUUCAAUAUAAUGGGCGGAAAGGAGCAAAACUCACCAAUUUACAUCUCACGGAUCAUCCCAGGAGGCAUCGCUGACCGACAUGGAGGCCUGAAAAGAGGGGACCAGCUUCUCUCAGUGAAUGGAGUGAGUGUGGAAGGAGAGCACCAUGAGAAAGCUGUGGAACUCCUCAAAGCAGCUCAGGGCACAGUGAAGCUGGUAGUAAGGUACACCCCCAAAGUCCUAGAGGAAAUGGAGUCACGCUUUGAGAAAAUGAGGUCGGCGAAGCGCCGGCAACAGAACAACUUUCCCAAGUAGGAUUUUCCCAUGUUGAUGCCCAGCUCCCGUGUCUCUCCUCCUUUAGCCUUCUGGCCAUCUGUUCUGAUCCCUUUCUCAUCUCCCUGCCCCUGAAAAAAGAACAAAAAAAGAACACGCUCAUGUUUAGUUUUAGCUCAUACAUACUGUAUAUUGCGCUUCUGCCCUUUUCUGUAGCAUUUUGAUAUUCACCAUCGUGUAUUGUACUAGACACUACAACUCUAGACGAACACUAGGAAGAUCACGAUUGUCAGUGUGUGUCACACCAUGUGCAUUAUUUUUGAAUUGACAAUUUGAAUGCAACUUCUGAGACAAACUAUACAACUGCUUUGACUGAAAAGGUAGUGUUUUUCAGUGAUUUAUCAGAGCCACUACCAAGUGCCUCAGGGCAAACACAUUUAUCUUAUGUACUGUUUUUUCUUUUCUUUCUUUAACCGUUUAAAUUUCUGGAAAUUAAACUAUUGUGGCAGGAAUUAAUUCAUGCUUUUCACCUGUUUUCUCAGAGACCGUAGCUUUAGAGGUGCUGACGACAGUCUAAAUUAGUUAAAAAGUGAUAAGUUGUUAGAUUGGUAUUAUGGCUACCCUACAAAAAGUAGCAAAAGUGCUGGAUUAUGUUUGAGCGUUCUCUCUAGGCUGCAAGACUUUAACGUCAUGCCACGCUAUAAAAAGCUCCAGUAAGUGAUGUAAUGGGGUCUCAGCAACUCGUGAACUAAAUAGCUGACACCACAAAGACUCGCACAUUUAUAAAAAAAAAUAAACCCUUGAAACUCUGGAGUCAGUAUGACAUGAGAUGAAAGUCAGUUAUUUUGUUUUGACAUAAAUGAGGAAUGUAAUGUGUCACAUUUUUUCUCUGCCAGUGAAAGAACUUCAUAAGAAGUCAGUUAUCCAGUGACCUUCAGAAUAAGAUAAAAUUAGGCAUUUGUAAAAUUCAGCUAGUCAGAUGCCUACAGUCUCUGUAAGGCCCUGGUCAUGCAAGCCUAGAAACCAAGCUGUGACCCCCUGGCAACCACUGAUCAUUAGGGAAAAAUGUGUAUUAUCCAGCCGAUUGGAGAGUGUUUGCUGGAGAUUGCUGGCUAUCUGUGAAAUCGACUGCUACAGCCUCAGUCACAAAGGCUUAGAGGCUUGUUAGCAUAUCCCUGGAAACCUCUGGUUGCCAGGGAAAAUAAGUGUGCUCCCCAACCGGCUGGCAAGUAGUUUCUGCCAACGACUACGUGAAAUGAUUAACAAAGAGGUUUGGUUGCUAGCUUAUUGCUGUGGUUACUUACAGUUUGCAUGGAUAUUACCUCCAAAUACUCGCCAACUGUUCACUGAGUGAAAUUUCAAAAACUGUGACACAAACCAGAAGCUGAUCCAUUUGCGCCUUUUAAAACAUGUUGACAGCAAUAGUAAGACACAACUUUUACUUUGAAGGUGAAAGUUCUCCAAACUUGCACUCCCUCAAGUUUCACUAUCGCUCAGCGAGUAAUUGGCGAGUGUCUGAGAUUUUUGGUGCAGCGCCCUCUGCGGAGCUCAUUUCCCCCUGCUUGCAAGCAAUCACCAACUAGUUAAGGAAUACACGUUUUCCCCCUAGCAACCAGAGGACGCCAAGGGGUUGCCAACCAGCCUCUAAGCCCGUGUGACCAAAACUUCAGUCACAUUAAUGCAGCAUGUGAGUUUCACUUGUUCAAUGAAUGAAAUGUUAGUACACAUACUGUAUAUAACCUCUACAGUGUUUGGUGUAUUAUGCUGUAAAUGUGCUGCAGUGUAAUCUUUCAUCAGUUUUUUUAUUACAUUUUGUAACUUAACAUCUAGCAAGGGAGUCGUAAAUCAAACAUUCGCUUAACCUGACUUUUUUUAUUCACAUAUCGCAUUCAUGUUAAAGGACAAAAGACAAUACAGGUGCUUGGGUGAGAUUUAUUGACAGCUACUUUAAAAAAACAUUUUUUGAUGCUUGUAAAAUGUUAAUAAAAUGUUAGUAAAGCCCAUAUUUCAAUAAUUUACAGCAAUAAUUUCAAACUUGGUCUUGCCUGCAUGUCAUUACCAAUUUAUUUUUCCAUUCAUCUUUGCGCAAAUAAGUUUUUUCUUUUUCUUUUUUCUUUUUUAGGUGGGUUGGGCACAAAUGUACUCAUAUAUAAUAUACAAAAUGCAUAUCAUAAAAAUGAGAAACACUUUAUUACCAAAUACUGCCAAACAAUCAAGUUUGUUCUGAUGUGAAUGGUUAAGCAGGCAAAUCACAAAACAGUCUUAAUUGUCUACUGUAUAUUUUAAUGUGUAGGCUGCCACAGUUACAUGUACACUUAUUCAUGUUCCACAUUUUAUAGUUAUGAAGUGGCUGCAUGUUUAGCUACUGUGUUGAUAGUCAUCAUAGGGAAAUCUUCAUUCAGUUAUAUCUAUAGGCCUGCAUCUCAGUCACAAGUCCACAAGUCUUGGUUUUCUCUUAAAAACAAAAUGUAUUGUUUCAUUAAAAAAUCAACUCACUAGAUGUCUAAUCAUCCACCUUUUUGGGAAAAUGUCUACAGGACAGAUUUAACUUCAAAGAUUUAUUCCUAGAGGUUUUUUGUUUGCAGGGUAGUUCUAAUAAUGUGUGUACAGAAUUAUGGAAACCAGGCUUUUGCUGACUAAGCCAUACUAUUGUCCAGUCUCAGGAUAAACACCUGGCAUUAUUGAGGCAGGAAGGUAGUAACGUAAAGGUAGUAAUUCCUAUCGGUGUAGAUUAACCAUCCGAUGCCAAACUGUUCUUCAGAAGCGAACCGUUUUAAUCGAGAGGGAGUCUUAAGAGCAUGCCGCUGAUUGGCAUGUGCGGGCACGAUAGAUGUGUGCUGUCUGGUUCUUGUGACCGUGUCAUCUGAAAUGAGGUCACUUUGAGUUUCCGUUUGCCUGGUUAGCUGCUCCACAGCUGUUUGUAUUACCAUCUGUUUCUUUUAUUACUUUAUCCACCGUCUCCUGGCGUACUCUGAUGUUCCUCAAGUUACUAACAAAUCGUAAAUGGGAUGUUCAGAGGUCCAUCAGUACUGUUUUUGGGAGGAUAAAAUCUAAAAUCCGGCUUCUGAGCUUUUGGUAAUCGAUCCUUUAAGUGGGAAAAGACUCAUAAAAAGAUUACUGUAGAUUAAAUCCAUUGAAAUGAAUCACUGGUUAAAAAGCGGUACCUUUUAUUAGUUGAAAGUGGCGUGCUAGUGUUGAUGAUUUGAAUGUCUCUGCACGUUUCCCUCACAUCAACUUGCUCAGCUGUUGCUUUGAUUAGCAGGUUUUUGUAAGUCAGUGAAAGGGGUCGUCGACUCUCAUCUGAUUGUAUGGUACUUAAAUAAUGCUUUAAAUAUCACAAGAAAUGACGACACAUGACGAGUACAGGUAAAAUUUGGUGGGUGAAUCCCCUGUAAUCCAUUUCUCUUUAUGAAGACAGCUGAGUUGAAGGUCAAAGUCUCAAGUAAAACGCGCUGCAAAUAUGGAAUGCACAUCAAUUAUCUAUGCAAGGUCUUUAAAAAAAACCUUUAUUGGUGCAAAAUAGUUGUCAUUUUCCUCCAGAAUGUUAUUAAACUUACAACAAUAAGGCUGUGUAGAUGAAUGUCUAAUGAAAUAUGACAUUCAGCAGGAUUUUGAGAAGAGUUGCAUGUAGUUGGAUGAUCCUAUGAGAUGUUUACAAAUUUUGGGAGGUUUUUUGUUUGUUUGUUUUUUUGAUGUAACAUACUAAUUACCAUGAAGGAGUCAAAGAAGGCAAUUGGCAAAACUUUGGGAGAUGGCUCUCUAUUAAACAUUCAUAAGCAGUAGUUAACAGGCUAUAUUGUAGUUGUAAACUAAAAGUUGUCAUCAAUGUGAUGUAUUCUCAAAUUGUGACAGGCAAUAGUAUAAAAAUAUUUAAAAACAUUAGAAAUGUUCUCACGUGUCCUUACAACUACAGUAUAGUGUGGUUUUGUUGGAUACUUGUACACUGCUGUACACACUAAAAUGCUAAAUAGUGGGAUUUAAAUAAGCAUUCCUGAAUAGUUUCACGUAACAGUUUAUUUAAACUACAUUGAUUAUGCUUUUGUUUGGAGGCAGAACAUUUAGCACAGCAGUCGCGGUGUACAUAAAAGACUUAAUAUAAUGUAUAGUUUGUCCCUUGAUUGUGUUUUAACUAACAUUAGCUAGCUAGAUUCACUUCUCACGCACAUACAAACAUGUAUAGUAAAUCAGGAAAAAAAUGUAAUGAGACUUGGUAUUGAUAUUGCACACUCUCCACUGAAUGUCACUGACUAUAGUCUGAUUUUAGUUACAACCCUUUGGUGAGGUAAACCUUCAACUUUCUACCCGUUUUCAUUGUGUAUUGGUCAAUAGAGUAUUUUUUUAUAAUGGUUUUCUUUUUUUGAUAUUUUUCUCAAUUUUUAUAAGUGAUUUUCCUAAAAAAAAUCAGAUACCAGGAAUGAUUGGUACUUCCAUUUUGACUGUGUACCAGGGCCAUAUCAGCGCAGCGUCUCUGAAAAGCGGGGCAAAUGUGGGACAGAUUAACUGUCACAGAUCAGCUCCUCUUUUCUGAGCUCUGCACUGAUCUCUCCUUUCUUUCUAGGACCGAGACCAAACUUAAAAUGUUGAUACUGUUUUAGUCAGUGCUUAUUUAUGAUUGCCUGUAGAUAGUGCUGUGUUAUUUUAUGUUCUCUAGUCUGUUUAUCUAAUUUACUGUGUUACAUUGAUGUGGAAUGUAAAAUGUUGUGAUGUAGAACAUAAUAGUUGGACAGGAGGCUCAAUAAACCGUGCUUAAGUUUAUGACUUUUAAA